Messenger RNA from Postia placenta MAD-698-R-SB12, 2422 nucleotides. RefSeq lists its product as hypothetical. Lineage: Eukaryota; Fungi; Basidiomycota; Agaricomycetes; Polyporales; Adustoporiaceae. Gene Ontology annotation, biological process: transmembrane transport. The transcript has 30 exons. The record is from RefSeq and is a predicted model, not a curated record. Bases 103 to 2160 code for a protein of 685 amino acids. Gene Ontology annotation, molecular function: oligopeptide transmembrane transporter activity.
GAGGUGGACGAGAAGCUCUACGACGAGCAGGGGCGCGAGAAGGUUUUGCAAACAGCGGAUGACUUCGCUCGCGCGCUCGUGAGUACGGACGACGACCCACAUAUGUACAUCCACACGUUUCGUACGUGGUUUGCCGGUGUCGGACUCGCAGUCUUUGGUGCCGUGCUCGGUAUGCUUUUCCAAUUCCGUCCGCAAGUCCUCUUGGUCUCUGCGUUGUUCCUACAACUACUUGCAUACAUGAUUGGCACAUUCCUUGCUUUCGUCAUUCCCGGUCCUGGCAGUCGCUUUUGGCGAGACAACUGGUUCUGGAGGUUUAUGAACCCCGGGCCUUUUAAUCUCAAGGAGCAUGUUGCCGCGCAGAUCAUGGCUAACACGGCUGCCACCUCGGCGCUGGCGUGCAUGGUAUUUGCCGCGGAUGACCUGUUCUACAAUCUCACUGUCAAUCCGGGCAACGCGAUCUUCACUUUACUCGCAUCGCAGCUGAUCGGGUACGGCUUUGCGGGAAUGUUCCGUUCCUUCCUGGUGUACCCCACGACGAUGCUGUAUCCGCAGAACCUCAUCUACGUCAACUUGUUCGAUGUUCUGCACCGCUCUAAGGGCGAGAUGCUCCAGGGGAAAAGGCUGCGCUUCUUCUGGAUACUCACCGGUAUCAUCUUUGUGUAUGAGUGGUUCCCUGAGUGGAUUGCACCGCUAUUGGGUUCAUUCAACAUUGUUUGCCUUUGCGCGCGCAACUCGGACUGGGUGUCCUAUAUCUUCGGCGGUGCAGAGGCGAACGAGGGCCUUGGGCUGCUUGGUUUCGGUGUCGACUGGGCGAACAUCACGAGCGCACCAUUCUACCAGCCUCUGUCGACGCAGAUUUCCACGUACAUCGGCUGGGCCCUGUGCUACAUUAUCCUUCCCGCGGUAUAUGCCCGCAACGUUUGGCACUCGCAGAACUUCCCUUUCAUCUCGCAAAACUUGUACAACGGGACCAUCUAUAACCAGAAUCUCAUCCUCAAUCCCGACCUGAGUCUCAACAAGACUGCGUACGAGAUCCAUGGACAGCCUUGGCAGAGCGGGUCGACAAUCAUCUACAAUCUCGGUAUCAACCUCUCCAUUGGUGCGACGUUCGUGCACAUCGGAUUGUGGCAUGGGAAGGAGAUAUACGCGGCGUUCAGGGACUACUUCCGUGGCGAGCCAAUCAAUGACAUGCACUACAAGAAGAUGCAGAUCUACAAAGAGGUGCCCUUCUGGUGGUAUGCUGCCAUCGCAGUAUCAGUGCUUUACUUAAGCGAGAGGGAAUAUUGCUCAUACACGGACAGGUUGCCUUGGUGGGCUUUGAUUGUUGCCCUCAUUUUCGCCGUCAUCACCUUGCCGUUCUAUGGCGCGAUGUAUGCCAUUACUGCAUGGAUCCCCUACAUGACGCCGCUGUUCCAGAUGCUGGGCGCCGCGCUCAUCCCUGGCUCGUCACAGGCGAACAUGUACUUCGAACUCUACUCGAGUCAGGCGCUCACUCAGGCGUCUGGCAUGUUGAGCGAUCUCAAGCUUGGCCAGUACAUGAAGCUCCCUCCUCGUACGACUUUCAGCGUACAAAUUGCUGGCACAGUUAUCGGUGCCCUGCUCAAUUAUGUCAUCAUGCAGGACGUGGUCAACAACGAGCGUAGCAUCCUGCUUAGCAACGAAGGUAGCCGCGUGUGGAGUGGUCAGCAAGUACAGUCGUACAACGCGAACGCCAUUCUCUGGGGUGCGCUGGGGAAGGAGAUCUUCGGCGUCAACGGGCCGUACUUUAUUGUUCCUCUCGGUAUCGUCAUCGGUCUUGGGCUUCCUGUCAUUCCCUGGCUCCUCUGGAAGCGCUUCCGCUGGGCCUGGCUGCCGAUGGUUAACACCGCUGUUCUGUCAUAUUACAUCGGCGACCUUGCUGGUGGAACGAACGGCUACAUCAACACUUGGAUGGUGAUUGGUCUUACGUCACACUUCUACAUCCGCAGGUAUCAUGCAGGGUGGUUCAGGAAAUACAAUUAUCUGUUCGGAGCUGCUGUCGAUGGAGGAGCUCAAGUAUUCGUCUUCAUCUUCUCAUUCGCCCUUGGUGGGGCUGGUGGUGUUCAAGUAAACUUCCCGAAUUGGGCGCUCAAUCCAUUAGGAAAUGCGGAUUACUGCAAGCUCACCUCUCAGGAAGGAUGAGGAUGAGAACCCCCCCUCCCCCCCCCCUUCGUACUCAUACUCCCGUACAUAGCUGUGUAAUAUUUCAUGCUUGCGCCGUCGAGCCGUGCAAGCUAUGUGUUCGUCGUGUUAUCUAGGUUAUCGCUUGUAACACCCAGUACUGACCCACUAGAUCUGGGUAUAUAUACCCAAACCACGCUCGUUUAUCCCACGAUCUUGCUGUAUCAUAGCUGGACCCCAUCUCACGCUAUAUAUCCUAGAUGGACAAUAGGAUGGUGAUACU